UGUCUGGUCACUCCUAUCUUCUCCUCCAACCAGAGCCAACCUUAGUCUGCCGCAAGUCCGAAUCUGAAAGCAGUUGAUUCAAAGAUUGACCGUCUGGCCCAUGCACCAUGUCCUUUACGUGUAUUGUCAUGACGAUGCUUCUGGGCACCUCAAUGGUGAUUGCAUUUGUUUUGCAGCCAUCCAAGGAAGAUUCUCCUGCCCCUGCGAACUCUCCUGUAACGCAGCACAGGUGCUCGGGGGUGUCAUUGCAGUCCAUCAGAAAGAGACUCCUCGAUGGCCUCAACUUGCAGGCUGAGCCACAGCUGCCUGCUGGUGGGCUGGACGGUAUCGGAGAGCAAUGGAGGACCACCUUCGGCUCCAUUGCUCACAGAGUGAAGGACAAUGGGGUUCCAGUGGCCUCUGGCAACUCUGUGUCACCUGAUGGUGGAAACAGUACAGGCCUGAAGUGCUGUUCCAUUGCCUCUGAGAUCUUCAUGAAAGAUCUGGGUUGGGACAACUGGGUGAUCCAUCCUGCCAGCCUUACCAUCGUCCAGUGUGCACUCUGCAACCCUGCAGGGCACCCUGUGCAAUGUCCACCAUCCGACAACAGUGAUGAUGUCCCUCAGACGCCAUGUUGUCAGCCCAUCUCCCUCCAAACGGUGCCUGUUCUCUACGUGGAUGAGUUCAGCACCCUUUUCAUCUCCUCCAUGCAGCUGGCCAGUAGCUGCGGGUGUGGGCCUAGCAACCUCCAGCACCUGGGCACAAAGUAAAGUUUGUUUAAUAGUCCUUUGUAUGGGAGCCACCUGGUGCACACACUCACACAAAAUGAAGAAAAGGUAGUUUUACAUUUUAUACUGGCCAAUCUUCUCUCAACAUACUUAUCUUAGGUCCUUUCAGUGUGUAUUCAGCACCCAGUGUGGGAACCAAAGCAAAGUCUCCCUCGGUUUUGCAUUCCUGUUUCUCCUUUCAAACAAGAGCAUACAUCUGUUGAGCCAGCCAAACAUAAAUCUGAUCAAUUAUUAUUUUAGAGGUUAACUGCUGAUGAUUUUGAUGAUGAUAAUGAUACUGCAUAACCAUAAGAAUGCAUUUCUGUAGAUAAGCCCAAGUAUUUAUCUUGCACCAAGAGCUACAGAGAGCUGGAAGUGAAACACUAACAGCUAACUGUUACAGAGUGUUCCUAACAAAAAUGUGAGACUGUGCAGAGCCAAAUCCUUACUCAGACCAGUUGUUUCCUCUCAUCUGUGAACAACUCCUUUCUUGGGCAAUUUAAUUCAAAAGGCAAAUUUAAUUCUUUUUUUUUUUCAUGUGGUAAAUUAAUAAUAAUAAUAUACAUAUAUGACAACAAUUCUCUACUCCUAAACAUAUUAAAUUUCAUAUCAUUUUUUCCUGGGUACGGACAUCAUCUGUAUUGUGCUUUCUAUUAGCCCUGCUCCAUUUUCAUGUUUCAACUUGUAGAAAGGAUAAACCCAACAUUGCAACCCCCGAAAACAGACUUUUGGAAUAAACAUUUGGAAUGAAUCAUAAUUACAACGAGGUAUAAAAUUACAUUUAAAAACUACUUUUUCUAGACAAAUCUUCUUUGAGAUAUGCCAUGAGAUCAUAGGUUUGAUGUUGUUCAGCUUGUUUUUUUUUUAUUUUUUACCUUAAACAGUUUUUUCCUUGUCUUUUAUAUUAUAUUUUCAUAAAUGAACACAACAAAUGUUGUUUGAUUUAAAUAAAAUGUCCUUUACAAUGUUACAUUUUUAACAGCAGAGUUCUUGUUUUCCAUCAUAUGCAUUUAACUUGCUAUAGUUCUCAGUUUAUCAUUUUUUUAUGCUUUUGUCUACAACUGACUUUACAAAAUUACCUCACCAUGUACUUUAUUUUAUUUUUCAACUAUUACUUAUUAUAUUGACAUAGCACCUCAACUUAAUCUAUGUAUUUAGAUCUCAUACAAAGUAUUGUAUUGUGCUAAUGAAACUGCUAUGGUAUUCUAAUCAUUUGUACCAAUUUCCUGAUUUUUUGCUCCCAAACUUUUGAAUAAAGAUUAUUAGAAUCAUCA
Eleginops maclovinus (Patagonian blennie) is the source of this 2020-nucleotide messenger RNA. It is a transcript of the gene gsdf, whose product is annotated as gonadal somatic cell derived factor. NCBI's taxonomy places the organism in Eukaryota, Metazoa, Chordata, Actinopteri, Perciformes, Eleginopidae. The transcript is spliced from 5 exons. The record is from RefSeq and is a predicted model, not a curated record. The coding region runs from base 108 to 749 and encodes 213 amino acids. Gene Ontology annotation, molecular function: growth factor activity.